This is a messenger RNA of Merops nubicus (carmine bee-eater), 1416 nucleotides long. RefSeq names its product chromosome unknown open reading frame, human C15orf39 (gene PRMT2IP). NCBI's taxonomy places the organism in Eukaryota, Metazoa, Chordata, Aves, Coraciiformes, Meropidae. The annotation marks the transcript as partial. The transcript has 2 exons. The record is from RefSeq and is a predicted model, not a curated record.
AAGUACAGGGGCACCCCCUUCCCGGAAGCCAGCUGCCCUGCCGCCCACAGCCAGCAGAAGGCGUCCGAGGUGCCCAGCCUCAGCCCGGAUCCCUGGCCCAAGCUCCAGCCGCCAGCCGCCAGCCCAGCGUACCAGCGGGAGCGGGCGCACACCCCGUACCCGCUGUCCCUCCAGAAAGCCGCCCUCCUCUACCACCCCCCAGCUCUCCCUGCGGAGGCGCAGCCCGGUGCUCUGCCCGCCGCCUACAAAGGCUUUGGCUUUGCGGGGUGCGAGGAACCUUUCUCCAGCUCCUACCUCAAGCCCCAAUCCCCGAGGAGCUACUUCCCCAGCCCCUUAGACCCCUACGUGGCGCGGGCAGCAGGCACUGGCACGAUGCCGCAGGCAGCGGCACUGCCGAGGGACACCGAGCCGCCAAGGAGAGCCGGCUACUUGCCGAGCCCCGGCUUUGACUUCGGUCCAGGAAGCACAGAGACGGGCUGUGAGCGGCCCAAGGCAGAAAGUCCCCAGCGACAAGCAGGGAGGAGGCACAGCAGUGCCUUCCAGCCUGUCUGCGCCCCAGAGAAGGUGCCUGGGGAUGCUGGUGGACUCGCAGAGACGCUUCCUGAAGGAGAAGGGGGCUGGGUAAAACCCAGCCAUGGGGAGCAGGAGACCUCUUACCCGGGGAGAAGAAGGACCAGCCCGGCCCCACGGGAGACCCCCCACGGGGAAGCACCGGCUCUCAUCAUCAUAGGUAAGGGAGAUGCCUGCAAGGUCAAGGAUGCAGCCAAGGAGCUCAUCCCCUCUUCUCCAUCCACCUCCUCCCCGGAGGGGCUGAAAGAUGCAAAGGACGGGGAGGUUUCUCCAUCCUCCCCACCCAUGCCGGUGAUCAACAACGUCUUCAGCCUGGCACCUUACCAGGACUACCUGGAGGGGACCGAGGGUUCUGCCCAGGUCCCCUUCUGCAGGGAGCAUCUGCAAGGGGACGCCCCAGCCCACAGCACAGGGUACAGCCAGGAGCCCGCUGCCCUCAGAGACAUCUCGGGGAGCACAGUCCAGAGUCAGGGGGAAAGAUGUUACAGAAAGGUCCCCGAAAAGCCAAAGCUCUUGCCCCAAGACUCAGGGUCUCAGCAGAGUGGCCCUGCUGGGGCAGGGAGCAAGGAGCCAGCUCCUGAGGAUGUGGUGCUGGACCUCAGCUUGAAGAAGAGACUAGUGAAAGCCAUGGAGACCCAGGGAGCCACCAGCAGGGCGGAGGGGAUGCCAGAGGGGGAGGACAUAGAGGAGGAGAAAGAGGGUCCGGGGGGAAGGGCGGUGGCGGGAGAAGGGGCCAAGCCCCAGGUGCUGCCCUUGCUGCUUGAGGUGGGCUCCGGGGACAAGAGCAACUUCCAGAGCUCGGCCACCUUCAUGUUCAAAAAAUUCAAGAUCCUGCGCUCCCUCCCG